This is a messenger RNA of Medicago truncatula (barrel medic), 1944 nucleotides long. Its product is annotated as probable amino acid permease 7. NCBI's taxonomy places the organism in Eukaryota, Viridiplantae, Streptophyta, Magnoliopsida, Fabales, Fabaceae. The coding region runs from base 252 to 1643 and encodes 463 amino acids. The record is from RefSeq and is a predicted model, not a curated record. The transcript is spliced from 7 exons.
UUUUGGUGAAGCCCAUUCAGUUGAAUUGUAUAACAUUAUUUGAGUUGAAACUAUCAAUCAAUCCUACCAAACAAAUCUCACAUGUUCUUGUCUUUUGGAAGAAAAAAGAAAAGAAAUGACGACAUAAUAUUAUAAAUAGCAAAGAAAAAGCAAAAAAGAAACUAAUUUUGAUUGUUUGAUUCAUUCAAGAAAACCCUUUUUGCCUAUUGCAACUGUCAGCUCCAGAAAACCAUUCUGGUCUGAAGAAGAUCAUGAUGGGAUUAGAUUCAAGUGAUAACAUCAACACCCCUUUGUUACUCACUCAAUCUCAAUCUCAUCCUAUCAAAAGAACAGGGACUUUAUGGACAGCAGUAGCACACAUAGUGACAGGGGUGAUAGGAUCAGGAGUGUUAUCUUUGCCAUGGAGCAUUGCACAACUUGGAUGGAUUGUUGGACCAUUUUCCAUACUCCUUAUUGCUUCUUCAACUCUUUACUCUGCUUUUCUUCUAUGCAAUACUUAUCGUUCUCCGAAUCCUGAAUAUGGUCCUCAUAGAAGUGCUUCUUAUCUUGAUGUUGUCAAUUUUAAUCUAGGAACAGGGAAUGGAAGACUCUGUGGCUUUCUUGUGAAUAUCUGUAUAUAUGGUUUUGGAAUUGCCUUUGUCAUUACAACUGCUAUCAGCUUAAGAGCAAUCCAAAUCUCAAUUUCUCAACACAACAAAGAGAAUGAAACACCAAGUGAAUUUGCAGAUGCAUAUUAUAUGCUGAUUUUUGGAAUUGUCCAAAUUGCUCUCUCCCAGAUACCAAACUUACAUGACAUACAUUGGCUGUCCGUUGUCGCUGCGAUUACAUCCUUUGGUUAUUGUUUCAUAGGAAUGGGACUUUCCAUCAUGCAAAUCAUAGAAAAUGGAUAUGCUAAGGGUAGUAUUGAAGGAAUCAGUACCUCUAGUGGAACUGAGAAGUUGUGGUUGGUUUCCCAAGCGCUUGGUGACGUGUCGUUCUCCUAUCCUUUCUCGACAAUUAUGAUGGAAAUACAGGAUACUUUGAAGACGCCUCCACCAGAAAACCAAACCAUGAAAAAGGCCUCAACAAUAUCAGUUGCUAUCACGACAUUCUUUUACCUCGUUUGUGGAUGGGCUGGAUAUGCUGCCUUUGGUGAUAAUACACCAGGAAACCUUUUAACAGGGUUCGGUUCCUCCAAAUUUUAUUGGCUUGUUGGCUUUGCUCAUGCUUGUAUAGUGGUUCACCUAGUUGGUUCAUAUCAGGUAUACUGCCAGCCCCUUUUUGCUAAUGCCGAGAAUUGGUUCCGUUUAAAUUUCCCUGACAGUGAAUUUGUGAAUCACACAUAUACCUUGAAACUCCCAUUGCUUCCCGCUUUCAAACUAAAUUUUCUCAGCCUGUCAUUCAGAACGGCUUAUGUUGCAUCAACUGUUGUGAUUGCAAUGAUCUUUCCCUACUUCAACCAGAUUUUGGGAGUUUUAGGUAGCAUAAGCUAUUGGCCAUUAACCAUAUAUUUUCCAGUGACAGUAUACUUGAGUAGGUCUGAUACUGAUGCAUGGACUGCGAAAUGGGUUAUGCUUCAAGCUUUCAAUGUUUUUGGCUUUGUAUUUGGAUUGUUCACUCUUAUUGGAUGCAUUAGAGGAAUAGUAACUGAAAAAUUAGGCUAAGAAUUUUUAAGAACAGAUUCAUAUUGAGGAAUGUGAGCCCUAUUCUAUGAUUGUAGCCGCAAGACGCGAUUCUGUUGCACUGCAGAAGAUCAAAAGUAUACAUUGGUGCAAUCUUUUGAGAAACUAGUUAGUUUCAUAUACAAUAUUGAUAGGGAACUUUUAAGAUGUAAGUUGUUCCCAUGGCAUUACAGCGUUGUGCUGGUCAGGUUCUUGAAUUUGAACCUGUGGAAGGUGUCCACCGCAGGAAUUAAUGAAAUAAUCACUUCUUGUCAAAAAUCUCAGCUGUUUGAUUUUGUUUGAA